UAUAUUUGCAGGUGGACUCCAUCUGUCAAUCCAUUAACCUAUACAAUAUUAAAAAUCGACUUGAUGUUAUUUAGGAAAAUUAUUUUAUUUUGUUGGUGAUGGCCUAUCUCCCAUCUUACUCAAGUAAAAACUCUUGAGACUUUUCAAAUUAACAGGGUGCAGUGCAGUGAUUCAUCUUUCUUCUUUCUUCUAUCUUUGGCUCAACUUCAGUCCUUUUUUUCCUUUGAUUUCCCGAAAGCUAUGGAGUUCCUGAGCUUAAUCGUGGGUCUGGUCCCCUGCUUCUAUGAUCACACCUCCAAGCAUACGGUCUACAUUCGCGAUCUGAAAAAAAAUCUCCAAGCCUUGAGCAAGGAAAUGGUGGAUCUCAACAACUUGUGUGAAGAUGUGAAGGCAAGGGUUGAAGAUGCAGAGCAAGGACAGAUGAUACGCACAAAGGAAGUGGGUGGGUGGAUCCGUGAAGUGGAAAACAUGGUGAAAGAUGUUCACGAAAUUCUGCAAAGAGGGGAUCAAGAAAUCCAGAAGAUAUGUCUCAGAUGCUGUCCCAGGAAUUGUUGGUCUAGCUACAAGAUUGGAAAGGCAGUAAGCGAAAAGCUGGCUGCUGUAUCUGGUCAAAUCGGCAAAGGACAUUUCGAUGUUGUAGCCGAGAUGCUGUCUUGUCCUCUAGUAGAUGAACAGCCCAUGGAGGAGACUGUGGGCUCAGAAUUGGCGUAUGGCAGAAUCUGUGGGUUUCUCAACGAUCCACAAGUGGGAAUUAUGGGAUUAUAUGGAAUGGGGGGUGUGGGCAAAACCACCCUCUUGAAGAAAAUCAACAAUGACUUCCUCACUACGUCCAGCGAUUUUGAUGUUGUGAUUUGGGUUGUGGUGUCAAAACCGUCCAACAUUGAAAAAAUUCAGGAAGUUAUUUGGAAUAAAUUACAAAUCCCACGUGAUAUAUGGGAAUUUAGAAGCAGUAAGGAGGAGAAGGCUGUAGAAAUAUUGAGAGUUCUGAAAACAAAGAAGUUCGUGUUGUUGUUGGAUGACAUCUGGGAGCGACUCGAUCUGCUAGAAAUGGGGGUCCCGCGUCCCGAUGCUCGAAAUAAGUCCAAGAUAGUUUUCACGACCCGGUCACAAGACGUGUGCCACCAAAUGAAAGCUCAUAAGAGCAUAGAAGUGGCGUGUUUGUCGUCAGAAGCGGCUUGGACUUUGUUCCAGAAGGAGGUAGGAGAAGAAACAUUGUCUCAUCCACAUAUACUGAGGCUUGCAAAGACUGUUGCUGAAGAGUGCAAAGGUUUACCUCUCGCUUUGAUUACUCUUGGGCGAGCCUUGGCGAGUGAGAGAGAUCCCUCCAAUUGGGACAAGGUAAUACAAGAUUUGAGCAAAUUUCCAGCUGAAAUUUCAGGUAUGGAAGAUGAAUUGUUUCAUAGAUUAAAAGUCAGUUAUGAUAGGCUGUCUGACGAUGUCAUCAAAUCUUGCUUUAUGUAUUGUUCCUUAUUCUCUGAAGAUUGGGAGAUUCCUAAUGAAAACGUUAUGAACUUAUGGAUAGGCGAGGGAUUUUUGGGUGAAGUUCAUGACAUACAUGAAGCAUGUAAUCAAGGGCGUAAAAUUAUUAAAAAACUAAAGCAUGCAUGUUUAUUGGAGAGUUGCGGUUCAAGAGAAAAACGGGUUACGAUGCAUGAUGUGAUCCACGACAUGGCUUUAUGGUUAUAUGGUGAAUGUGGGAAGGAAAAGAACAAAAUUUUAGUAUACAAUGAUGUUUCUAGGUUGAAGGAAGCUCAGGAAAUUCCAAAAUUGAAAGAGGUGGAGAAGAUGUCAUUACGUGAUAAGAAUGUCGAGAAGUUCCCUGAAACAUUGGUGUGUCCCAAUCUCAAGACUUUAAUUAUUGAGGGAUGUCAUAAGUUGACGAAAUUUUCAAGUGGAUUCUUUCAAUUUAUGCCUUUGAUAAGAGUCUUAGAUUUUUCAUUUAAUAACAAUUUAAGCGAGUUACCUAUUGGGAUUGGUAAAUUAGGUGCCUUGAGAUAUCUUAAUUUGUCAUUCACAAAAAUAAGAGAGUUGCCUAUUGAACUAAGGAAUUUAAAAAAUUUGAUGAUUUUGUAUCUGGAUUAUAUGAAAUCCCUUGAAAGUAUUCCACAAGAUGUGAUAUCAAGCCUUAUAUCCUUAAAGUUGUUCAGCAAUUUUGCAGUCAAUAUUUUAAGUGGAGUUGAAACUAUGUUGGAGGAGAUGGGGUCCUUGAAUGGCCUUAGUGAGAUAAGGAUCACCAUUUCCAAUGCUCUUUCAUUCAACAAAUUGAAGAGCAGUCACAAAUUGCUGAGAUGUGUAAGUUGUCUACAGUUACUAAAAUGGGGGGAUGUGAUUACACUUGAAAUAUCAUUUCCAUUAUUGAAAAGAAUGGAGCAUUUACAUGGGCUUUUAAUAUCCCAUUGCAAUGAAUUAAAAGCCAUCAAAAUUAAUGUGGAAGAAGAAGGGACAAACAAAGAUGUUGCUCUCCCAAACUACAUUGUCCCAUGCCAAGAAUAUUUCUGCACCCUUCGUGAGGUGGGUUUAGAUCAUUGUUCAAAAUUGUUGGACUUAACAUGGCUUGUUUAUGCUCCAAAUCUUGAAGAACUUUACGUUAAAGAUUGUGAAUCAAUAGAACAAGUGAUACGCUAUGGAGUAGAGGAAAAAUUGGAAAUAUUCCUUAGGCUCAAAUACAUCAAAUUCAGCAAGCUACCGAGAUUAAAGAGCAUCUAUGGGCAUCCAUUGCUAUUUCCCUCACUUGAAAUCAUCAAGGUGCGUAAAUGCAAAAGCUUAAGGAGCCUUCCAUUCGAUUCCACCACUUCAAACAAAAACCUAAAGAAAAUUGAAGGAGAGAAGAGUUGGUGGAAUCAAUUGGAGUGGAAUGAUGAAACUCUCAGGCACUCUUUUACUCCGUAUUUCCAAAUCCACAAAGAGUCCAAAACUGGUGGCAUAGAUGAUAUGCAGGAGCAAUUGAUAUCAAAUUAAUUUAUAUCCGUCUUUCAGAUUGGAGAUGUGCUGCUCUUUUUCCUUGUAUCUGGUAUUCGGGUGAGAGCUCGAUUAUGUUUGCUUGCUUACUGGUCCGAGUUUCAGAUA
This is a messenger RNA of Vitis riparia (riverbank grape), 3066 nucleotides long. Its product is annotated as probable disease resistance protein At1g52660. Gene Ontology annotation, molecular function: ADP binding; protein binding. The transcript is spliced from 2 exons. The record is from RefSeq and is a predicted model, not a curated record. Lineage: Eukaryota; Viridiplantae; Streptophyta; Magnoliopsida; Vitales; Vitaceae. Bases 241 to 2958 code for a protein of 905 amino acids.